Molecule: messenger RNA, 871 nt
Organism: Sphaeroforma arctica JP610
Lineage: Eukaryota; Ichthyosporea; Ichthyophonida
Exons: 1
Coding region: 10-660 (216 amino acids)
Source: RefSeq, a predicted model, not a curated record
GCGCAUUAUAUGGACAGAAUCCCGCAUAUAAUGAAGCAGUCAGUAUGUAUAUUCGGUUCAGUCUGUCAGUGCGCACGCACAGGAAAGAUGUCUAAGAUCUUUCUAAUUCUCACAGCCUGCUUUGUCGCCACACUAGCGGUAGCUGAAUCGGCGAUACCAGUCAAUCGACGCAUAGAGAUUCGAAAUAUACUGGGUUAUUGUAUGACCGCCAAUGACUCCACGGCUUUGAGAGGUGGUAUGUCUACAACCGCCUGUGAUGGAACAGCAGGUCACCAGUAUUGGAUCAUCGAACCGGAAGAAAGCACAUUAUUUGGUAUACGGCUAGAUACAUCAGAUGAUUUCAAUAACACGGAAGUUGAUGAAUCUGGUGCAGAUGGAGAGGUAGGUGUAUGUCUUGACUUCACGACGGGGAUAGAAUUCGGUACGUUCGCGUGCAAUGCAACUCACGACUACCAAUACUUUGCGCUCGAUAGCUAUAAGGGAGGUUUCACCAUCAAGCAACACGUGGAGCGAGACGAUGUUUCCGAAUACUGUGUGUAUAGUGAUCCGGAGAGCUCCAAACACAACCGCAAAUUCGGCCUGCGAUUUUGCCCAACGGCUGAGCCUGAUAGUGAGUUCGACGAAAAAUUUGUAUGGACUUUUCAUACAGUGCAUGAGUAGACGAAAUCAUUUGCGUACUUACGAUAAUUAUCUGUUUUUCUCAUUUAAUGUUGAAUAACCUGAUACGCACGGUAACUGAAGGAUUCCCAUAGCACGUUUAUAUAGCUGGAUAGCAAAGAAAUAAUACUUCGAUCAAAAUAGUAAACUUAGAGCACAUAACUCGUGUGCCUGUAAAUUUUGAAAAAAAACAAUAAACAUCAACAUAAAGACA